Messenger RNA from Amphibalanus amphitrite, 3606 nucleotides. Its product is annotated as palmitoyltransferase ZDHHC17-like. Gene Ontology annotation, cellular component: Golgi membrane. NCBI's taxonomy places the organism in Eukaryota, Metazoa, Arthropoda, Thecostraca, Balanomorpha, Balanidae. The coding region runs from base 1 to 1992 and encodes 663 amino acids. Gene Ontology annotation, biological process: protein palmitoylation. Gene Ontology annotation, molecular function: protein binding; palmitoyltransferase activity. The transcript has 12 exons. The record is from RefSeq and is a predicted model, not a curated record.
AUGCGUUACGACCGCUACGACCGUUGUUACGACUUUAUAGUCACCGUGGUUACGACGCCAACUACGCCUAACUUCUUCUUCUUCUUCUUCUUCUUCUGCAUCCCGCCGCCAGCCCGCUCAGGGGGGCGGCGGCGCAGGCGGGUCGAGCGGCGGCUCGGUCCGCCCGACACCCUCGAUGAAGUCGACGACCCUCGCCGCCGGGCCGCCGAGGACGUCGACCAGGCGAGGGUCGACACCCCAGCGGCGGCGGCGGGCCGCCUCAUAGGCCGGACAAACGGUCAGCAGUACGGCGUGCUGGAGCGAUGUCGGCAGCUGAUAGAGGAAGGCUAUGACGUCAACCAGCGAGACUCCAUCGACGUCACGCUGCUCCACUGGGCGGCCAUCAACAACCGGAUGGCUCUGGCCUCCUACUACAUCGGACUGGGCGCCGAGGUGGACGCGCGUGGCGGAGACCUCAGCUCGACGCCGCUCCACUGGGCCGUUAGACAGGGCCACCUGAGCAUGGUGGUGCUCCUGACGCGCCACCGCGCCGACCCGCUGAUACGUGACGUCGAGGGGUUCGCCUGUAUCCACGUGGCGGCGCAGUGUGGCUUCACCAACAUUGUGGCGUACCUGCUAGCGUCGGCCGGCGGCGCGGGCGUCAACGCUCCGGACGAUAGCGGCAUGACUCCGCUCAUGUGGAGCGCCUACAAAACCAACGGGAUGGAUCCGACGCGUCUGUUGGUGACGUUCGGUGCCAGCACGUGCCUGCAGGACCAGCUGUACGGAAACACGGCACUGCACUGGGCUGUCACGGCGCGUAACGUGACCGCCGUACAGACGCUGCUACGGGCAGGCGCAGACACCAACGUCACUAACAAACAGGGUGAGACACCGUAUGACCUGGCCAAGCGACACAAGGUCUCCUGGAUGGGCAACCGAUGGCUGACGGAGCUGGAGCCUCCGGGCCGCGUGCGCCGCAACCCGUGUUCCCGGCUGGUCAACAAUCCGAAGGUGCAGUACUGGUCUGAGAUGCUGCUGCCGCUGGCGGUCUACUACGCCGUCGGACAGAUUUUCGCUCUAGACGUGGACGUACUGGUGAAGCUGGGGCUGCUCGUCGGCGUCUACAUCCUCUGCCACUUCCUCGGCAGAGCGCUGUUCCAGAAGGACUUUAUGGAAACCCUACCCAUGGCCAUAUACCUGGCUACGAAGAUAUGGUUCUACGUGACGUGGGUGGUGUGGCUGCAGCCAUACGUGGGGCCGGCCACCACACUCCUGUUCCUGGCCUGCUCGGGCCUCCUGUGGUGGGCGUUCAUACGCUGCUGGCGCGGCGACCCGGGCCUCAUGACAUCCACCCUCGAGGACAAGUGCAAGACGAUCGUCUCGCUCUCGGAGACGGAGGGUUUCAACAUGGCGCAGUUCUGCAGCACCUGCCUGAUCCGACGGCCGGUCCGCUCCAAACACUGCUCUGUCUGUAACCGCUGCGUGGCCAAGUUCGACCACCACUGUCCCUGGGUUAACAACUGCGUCGGUGCGGGUAACCACAAACACUUUGUGUACUACCUGCUGUUCCUGGCUGGCAUGUGCGUGUUCUUCCUGUACGGCUGCGGCGUGUACUACCAGCGAGCCUGCGCAGUGUCGUUCUACGACCAGGGCCUCUGGGACGCGCUGGCGACGAUGGCCACCUGCGAGACGUGGGUGUUCUGGAACGCCCUGAACGCCACCGUCCACACCAUGUGGGUAUCGGCGCUGUUCUGCUGCCAGAUGUACCAGGUUUCCUGGCUGGCGAUGACCACCAACGAACGGAUCAACGCCGGCCGCUACAAGCACUUCUCCGACCCCGACUCCUGUGAGCGGCGCUCGCCGUUCGACCGCGGACCCAUCCAGAACGCCGUCGACUUCUUCGGCUUCCGGUGUCUGGGCGCGUGCAAGCCGAGCUGCACAGACUGGCGCUCCGUCUAUCGGCUCGACGAGGCGAUGCCCAGUAAACGCGGCGGUGUAACCCAGGCUUGAGCCGACUGGGCUGAGGGAGCGACUCCGACUGCUGACAGCGGAGCGGGCAUGGUCAGACGCCGGCGCCGCGGCAGCGGGUCGGGCGCUGACCGUGAUGUGCGCCCCACCGGGACAGCAGUGGGCGGGCAGUGAUUUCUGCUCUCGGCCAGGAGCAGACGUGUUGGGGUGCUUAGUGUACUUCCUGAGCUGGCAGAAUUAGUGUCAACUACUCCUAAUCUACCGAUAGUUCUGCUCUCCCUGCUCCUCUCCCUCAGCCCUUAACGCUUAGACGGCGAUUCCCAUACUUUUCCUAGCUUUGGUGCAUCAUUUCCCUCGGUUUGCCGCCUCUCCAUCCGUGCUCGCUAGCCUUAAGUGCUCUACUCAGCCCUCAGCAACCGUUACCGACUGGCAGUGGGCGGGGCCCAGUGGUGUCGUAGAUCUCAAACCAUCAGGUAGGUUACAAGGCGGUGCGACUAGGUAGUAGUCACAGUCCCAGUCUCUGUCCUACGGCUAGUGGGCCGCCGCGGUGAAUUCGGGGUCGAAUCGGCCACCUUAUCUCGAUCCUGCUAGUGUGUGCUAUAGCUGAACAGUGCUCAGUACCGGCUCAUAGGGUAUUCCGUAAGUAUUGGAACACGUUUGUACCGAUUAAAGCGUGUACGGAUGUUCUUUCUUCUUUGAUUCGCGAGUAAGUGUAGCGGUUGUUCCAUUCCACACACCGGCAAACAUGGGUAAUUGCGCAUAUUUCCUGUGCAUGCUGAACCACCUAGAAAACCGCAGUUAAAUCUGUUCCGCUAAACGUAGCUGGCAAGGAAGGCCGUAUGCUUGAAAACCUGUGCUAAAGAGCUUGUUGGACACUAUUUAUAGCCGAAUCAUGCAUAAUUACAUAGUGGUGUGUGGAUGGAAAUUGAUGACAUCGAGUCUGCAUUUGUGGAAGCGCGCGUCGUUUUGUGGAGCACGCGGCUUGAUGCCUAAUAAUAGUCCAGUCAGGUCCUGCGUCGAUGUCACUAUGUACUCAGUCACGAUCGCGCACGCUAUUUCGUCAUAACGUCCGUCUCAUUGUCCAUUGCGCACAUUAUUGUUUACCAUCAUGUUGUUUGUGUUGGCUUCCGUGAGCGCACAUCUUGUGUGUAUGUCUGUGGUAAUGUGCAUCGCCUUCAUUGUCCGCUUGUCCGUGUGUGCAGUGUGACGGUUCGGUCCGUGGAUGGACGGAGCUGUGCAAUGAGUCAGGUCUGUCGACCGACUGCGCAUGAGCGGAUAGUCCUCAACUGACAACCGCAUGAUGAACUGUUGUCGGUAGUUAGUCGGUGGACUGUCGGCUGGGCGUAGCUGGUCUCGCGUUAUUUGCCGUCACUUUGUGGCCGCGAGCUACCAGCUAAAGACUCACAGAGGAUCAUUCCAGAGUGUCGGCGAUGUGAAGCAAUAGGCCGAUGGCGCGUGUCGUGUGAGGUGCCCGCGGGGAGCGUCUGUUUGGGUCAGUGUGUGUAUGUGCGUGCUGUGAGCGCGCCUGGCGCCCAGGAGCGCGGUUCUAGUCGCUGGAGGAGCGGUCGGCCAGUGGGCGGUCAGCUCCGCGCAGUUAUACCGGGUGAAGGCCCCGCCGGCCCGGCAUAUCUUCGAAAAUAUACGUAUACGCGCCUA